AUGAUCCCGGAUCAUGCCCCAGUCUACAUGCGAGAUGACCUUACCUACUGCAGCUCCAUGUGCCGAGACAGGGGAUUGUCCAGGCUUGUCUUGAAUUUGAAAGAAGCUCGACUGGCUCGAGUUCCCUCAGGUGGCUCCGACCUGUGCACGGCCAGCGUCUACAAGUCGGACGCUUCUCCGACAGCGAAGACCGAGGUCACGGACCUCAGCGUGACGGACGACGUGGAUUGUCAGGGGCCCCAGAGAUCGGCCACAGAAAUCCGUUUGGUCUUGAGAACAUACUCUACCAGUGUGCUUUGGGGACGAGGAGUGGCAGAAAACUCGGCCGUGGCUCCACUUUUCAACUAUUUGCCACAGGUGGACCACUACAUGGCCAAAGAUGUUUCCUACGCCGACAUGUCUCCACGCUCGGACCGAUUUUCUUCAAGUCAAAUGCUGGGACCAGCCCCGACAGUCGCUGGGGUCUGUCAAUUGUUUCGCAAAAGCACGGUGGUUUCGCAUUUCACAGGGGUUUCCAUCUUGAUUUUCUUCAGAGUAUACUGUAUACUUAAGUUUCCCGAAAAAUCUAGCAACCAAAUCAUUAGUGCGUAA
This is a messenger RNA of Durusdinium trenchii, 591 nucleotides long. NCBI's taxonomy places the organism in Eukaryota, Dinophyceae, Suessiales, Symbiodiniaceae. The record is from the annotation of a GenBank genome assembly.